Messenger RNA from Malaya genurostris, 645 nucleotides. Its product is annotated as E3 ubiquitin-protein ligase RNF170-like. The transcript is spliced from 2 exons. Lineage: Eukaryota; Metazoa; Arthropoda; Insecta; Diptera; Culicidae. The coding region runs from base 109 to 579 and encodes 156 amino acids. The record is from RefSeq and is a predicted model, not a curated record.
CGUUCCGCAUAUAGUGUUUUCUUUUCCUAUAUUUUGUCCGUUUUAUAUUAUUCGUAUCGUUCAAUAAUAGUGUUCAUUUGAAGCCAAUAAUUGAUCAUCUACGACGAGAUGAGUGUUCCUGUUGAUCCGUCUUUGGAGAACGUCGCGUCACCACAAAAAUCGGACGCAUCUUGCUGUUCUGAUGCUAAUUCCUGUUUCUCCAGAAACAGGUAUAAUCUACGUAAUCGUGACCCCGCUAAUUUCUGUUCCGUGGCCGAGCGGGAAUGUCCUAUAUGUUUGUCCGAUGUGUUCGAGAAGCCAGUCGUCGUCAAUUGCGGUCAUAUGUUCUGUGGCAAGUGUAUCCGCUUAUCCAUGAUCAAGUUUAAAAACUGUCCCAUUUGUAAUCAGAAACUGAUACGAUCGUUAUUUCUCUGGGAUACUAGCUAUACCGAAAGGUUGACUAGAAAGCGGAAUCCAGUGCGUCCGUAUACCAGAACACGAAUGGCAAAAAAUGUAAAAGCAAAGCAAAUUAAACAGGAAAAGAAUGCAAAUGCUGUUGAACAAGAUACGGCAGAUCGCAAUAUAUGUUGUGUGUCCUAGUCCUAAUAAAUCCAAAUAAUGAUAUUCAAAGAACACGGUUGUAAAGAUUACAAUUGUUUUUAAAUA